AUGGGUCAGGUCCGGCUAGUGAAUGGCUCCAGCUGGUGCUCCGGACGGGUGGAGGUUUGGUACCGCAAUCAGUGGGGAACGGUGUGUGAUGACAGCUGGGACAUCAGAGAUGCCUCUGUGGUGUGUAGGCAGCUCGGCUGCGGAGACGCAGUAUCAGCCCCAGGCAGUGCUUAUUUUGGGAGUGGAUCUGGGACUAUCUGGCUGGACGACGUUAACUGCAAUGGCGAGGAGGAGCUCCUCACUGAGUGUUCGCUGCGGGCUUGGGGAGAGCACAACUGCGGGCACAGCGAGGACGCAGGCGUUGUGUGCUCAGGUUGGCCCAAGGACUGCAGCGAGAUCCCCGCUGGCAGCCCCAGCGGCGUCUACGUCAUCCAGCCCACAGGACUGCACCCCAUCGUGGUGUACUGCGAAAUGAAUGUGACGGACGGGGGCUGGACGGUCAUCCAGAGGAACCAGCAGAGCACGGAGAUCACCUGGGCCGAGUCCUGGAGCACCUACAAGUACGGCUUUGGGAACGUGCACACCGAGUACUGGCUGGGCACGGAGUACAUCCAUCAGAUCUCCAACCAGAAAGUCUACCAGGUCAGGUUUGUCAUCUGGGAUGCUGCGAACAACACCAAGUUUGCAGACUACAACCUCUUCAAUGUGGAAGAUGAGUCCCAGGGCUACCGGCUGAGGCUGGGAACGUACUCAGGGACAGCGGAGGAUGCCAUGGCCUCAAAGAGUCCCAGCACCAUGCACGACAACAUGCAGUUCUCCGCAAAAGAUCUGGAUCAGGACACUUACAGUGGGAACUGUGCCUCCAGCUACGGGGGCGGGUGGUGGUACUCGGGGUGUUAUUCUGUACGGCUGAAUGUCAAGGGGGGCAUAACAUGGGGCAGCCUGUGCAACGGGAACUGCAAAGCUUCUGCCAUCCUCAUCAAACCCAUUACUUACUGCUAG
This is a messenger RNA of Gymnogyps californianus (California condor), 942 nucleotides long. RefSeq names its product fibrinogen-like protein 1-like protein. NCBI's taxonomy places the organism in Eukaryota, Metazoa, Chordata, Aves, Accipitriformes, Cathartidae. The coding region runs from base 1 to 942 and encodes 313 amino acids. Gene Ontology annotation, cellular component: membrane. The transcript has 3 exons. The record is from RefSeq and is a predicted model, not a curated record.